AUGGGAGGCAAAGCCAAGUUUAAGAAACACACGGCUGCAGACCUUGAACGUCGUCAAAAGCAGGUAAAUAAAGGUGGAGGUAAAGCUGGAGCUGCUACACGUGCAGUUGCUAAGCUGAAUUUUACAUGUGAUGUUUGCAUGAGUGCCUCACCAGACAUCAAGUCGUAUGAGCUGCACUAUAUGAGUAAACAUCCAAAAGCAGUAUUUGAUCGGGAGGCGAUGAUUAGUAAAGCAGAAGCACUGCGUAAUUCACAACAGGAUCACUCCGCCAGUGGUUCACAUCACAAGAAGAAAUAA
This is a messenger RNA of Peronospora belbahrii, 297 nucleotides long. The record is from the annotation of a GenBank genome assembly. Lineage: Eukaryota; Oomycota; Peronosporomycetes; Peronosporales; Peronosporaceae.